UGUUAACACCGUCGGAAAACAUUGAAAUAAAGAAGAAGAAGAAGUUCCUCCCUAUCUCCGCUACAACUCGGCCGCCUGCAAGUUAUUCAUUCAAUUUGCAACAAAAUUGUCUAAGAAUUGAUUUUAGGGUCUAUCUAAGAAUUGAUUUUAGGGUUUUCAGUAUUUAAUUUAGAGUUUUGGGUAUUUUGAAUAGAUUGCCGUGGUAUAUGAUUUCCCGUGUUUUCAUAUGGUUUUUCUUUUUCCGUGAAUAAUUAUGGUAGAUUCAUCUGCUUCAUCGAGGAUGGAGGAGUGCGGCAAAAAACGGAGAACCUUUGUCUUGGCCUAUCCUGUCUACUUUAAGUAUCGGUGAUUUGGUUUCCGGAUUUGAAAAAUCGGGUUUUAAGAUUACAGCAAGAGAUGAGAUGUAUGAACGUGUGUGGAGAAUUCGCUCCGCAGCACCUCAAGAAUAUUAAACUGGACCCUUUGGAUUUUGACCCAAAUCCACGCUUUAUGAAUUGGAUUGAGUACAUAGCUUCUGCUCCUGUUCUUGCUAUGAUUGUGGAGGGAGAUAACUCUGUUUUUGAGGAAGUUUUUGAAUUGACAUCCAAAGAUGAACAUCCCUUUUGUGUUACAGGAGACAGACAAUUUAUGCCAGCAAAUCAGGUCGUAUUCAUUCUUCCAACGGGGGAUAUACACGGCCCACAGGAGCAAGUUCAAGCAGUAUUAAAGAAGGAUGAGUGCUACGAGCUCAAACAGGACUUUAAGGACAAUUUUUCCAUGGAAAAAUUGAGUGUCUUCUUAAUCACUCCUUUAGCUUACGAAGAGGGUUGUGUUGGUGAAGUUUUAAAGGCUAUUGAGGGCAGCUGUUUGGGCAUAAGAGGCUUGAUCCUUGUACGGCGGCCUACUGAUUCUGGUUCUUCGAGUGAAAUUGACGGUGAUGAAUAUGGUGUUGCCGUGGUUGCUAGUGCUGUCAAAUCAUGCUUAAGAAUCAAGCCCGGGAAUGCCAAGAUGAGUACGAUUAAAAAUGAGUAUAUGACUGAGUUUAGGAUUGGCAGCGACUAUCUUCGGAAAAUCAAGCAGGGUCAAGGUCCUCAAGGACUAUUGGAAGCUACUAAAAAGUAUUCAAAUAUGGUUUCAGUGUUUGGGGAUAUCCUCCAGAUGACUUGUUGUAUGGUUGUAUGUUUGAGGCAUCAUUAGUUGGCCUCGAGUUGCUGCAGUAACUAACUUUAUAUGUUCUCUUUGGUUAUUUGUCAGCAAGACGUUUUCUUUUCUCGGAGUGGUAAACAUGUUCAUGUACUCUUUUCUCGGAGAGUCAAAGUGUUACAAGUAAAAUGAAAAAUAGAGGAACAAAAUAGAAGUUAUAAAUAUAA
Messenger RNA from Papaver somniferum (opium poppy), 1349 nucleotides. RefSeq lists its product as uncharacterized. NCBI's taxonomy places the organism in Eukaryota, Viridiplantae, Streptophyta, Magnoliopsida, Ranunculales, Papaveraceae. The transcript has 7 exons. The record is from RefSeq and is a predicted model, not a curated record. Bases 397 to 1176 code for a protein of 259 amino acids.